Syngnathoides biaculeatus (alligator pipefish) is the source of this 1689-nucleotide messenger RNA. RefSeq names its product galectin-8-like. Lineage: Eukaryota; Metazoa; Chordata; Actinopteri; Syngnathiformes; Syngnathidae. Bases 126 to 1094 code for a protein of 322 amino acids. The transcript has 8 exons. Gene Ontology annotation, molecular function: carbohydrate binding. The record is from RefSeq and is a predicted model, not a curated record.
GGAAGUUUGAACAGCGCGUUAGCUUUGAAAUGAGUCAUGUGACAGCCGCGUCCGGAGCUAAUGUCACAUGACUGCGUUGCCGUACGCGGAAGUGCAGAAUUUGUUGCGAGUUGGGUAGAAAGAAAAUGUCCAUUUGUCAAAGCAGACAAACGUUUGUCAGGCCGGCGCUUCCGUUCUCAUGGACCAUCCAAGGUGGACUCCUUCCCGGCGAGAUGGUCCUCAUCAAAGGAGCGGUGCCUUCUGAUGCUGACAGAUUCCAGGUGGACCUGACGUGCGGCAGCAGCGUGUCGCCGCGGGCCGACGUGGUUUUCCAUUUCAACCCACGUGUGAAGAAAGGUCACGUGGUGUGUAACACACUGCAGGGGGGUCGCUGGGGUCGCGAGGAGAUCCUUUAUCAGAUGCCCUUCACUCGCGGCUCCCCGUUUGAGCUGGUGCUGCUCGCCCUCGACGACCACUUCAAGGUGGCGGUAAACGGCGCUCACGUGUUAGAGUACAAACAUCGGCUGGCGCUGGAGCUCGUCGACACGCUGGCCAUUUCGGGAAAGGUCAAAGUUGACGUCGUGGCCGUCCUGCCGCAAGCUGCAGCGCUUUCGUCACCCACUGCCACGCCGAUCAAUCACGAUGCGGAGAAGCCACUUUUGGCCGAUGACGUCGCAAACUCAAAGAUGCUCGUCAUGUCAGCUGACCCGCGCGGCGGGUUUCAAAGUGAGCUGGCUGGCGGCCUCCGUGUGGGAAGCAGCAUCGCCAUCAGAGGACGAGCCAAUCAGGCGGCAGAGAGUUUUGCGGUUAACCUGCGCGUGGGCAACGGCAACGACAUCGCGCUGCACCUGAACCCUCGCUUCAAGCACAAAAUGAUUGUGGUCAACUCCUUCCUGUCUGGUUGCUGGGGCAACGAGGAACGCCAAGUGGACUCCUUCCCCUUUGGAGCCGGACUCUACUUUGAGAUUAUUGUCCGGUACGACGUCGACUUUUUCCGCGUGGCUGUCAACGGCAUCCAUCAGCUGGAUUACAAAUACAGAGUUUGCGACCUGCGAAGCAUCACGCAGUUGCAAGUGACGGGCGACAUGACCCUGAUGGACACCAGGGUCAUGUGAUGUCAUCACAUCAAACAGGAAAAAAAGCACAACUUCCUGUCUGGAUGGCAUCAUGCUAACUGCAUAUAUGGAAUUUUAACUGUUGACACCCCGGGACCAACAUUUCCCAAUUGUAUUUCCGAUUAAGACCCACUUUUAUAGACGUUAGGAACAAAGAACGCAUUGUUCAGAAAUAGCCUUCAAAAACAAAUGGAGCCAUACAAAAAUGAUAAUUGCACUGAUCUUUUUAAUAAUGUGCAAUGUCAAGUUUUUCAUCUUGGGAAAUGUUUCACUUCUCCUAAAACAGAGACAUAACCAACAAAUACUAAAAAUGCUUCUAGGCCAAAGAGUCCAACCACUUUCAUUGCAUUGUAGUAUGUUUGUAGGAUAGAUAAAACAAUCAAAUAGGAAAUGCUAAGUAGUGCUUAGAGCCUGCCUGCCAUGUACCAUGUUUGCAUUCUUGCGCCAUGUGUAACAUCGAAGUUUGGUCAGAACCAUUUUAAGCCAAGCUCCCAAUACAGUAACUGCAAUCACUGCUUUAAACAAAUGACUACGCACUGCUGUCACCUUAUGUAAAAUGAGAAAAUGUUAAAUACAUUACUGAAAAAAAAAAUAA